Messenger RNA from Paraglomus occultum, 1878 nucleotides. Lineage: Eukaryota; Fungi; Glomeromycota; Glomeromycetes; Paraglomerales; Paraglomeraceae. The record is from the annotation of a GenBank genome assembly.
AUGGCAUACAAAGAAUAUGAGAUAUUACACAGGCGACGAACUGUCACAGUCCAUGAGACGUCAUCCUCUGAAGAAUCGGCUUCGGUCGCAGUUAAAUCAUGGGGUAAGAUAAAUCGAGAAGAAGGUAUACAAUUACUAUGUCAUGGAUUAAUAGAAAAUCGAAAAGCGAUAGUGGCUGCUCGUCAAAAUGGGCGUAUAGACUUUAUCGAUCCCAAUGAAGAUGGGAAAAUUAUUACUAAAUUUACGGAAGACAGCAUUAAAGUUAAUGAAAAGAAUAAGGGUGUUUUUGUUGGGUUGUUUGCAAACGACAGGACACUGGUAACUGCUACGGAUGGUGGAACAGUUUGUUACAGAUCACUUGCAUCAGCGGACCCAGAACAUACAGUAACAACGCUCACCUUAUCACCAGAUUUAUGUCGUCUGCGUGUUCAUACCAAAGAACAUCAUAUUUUUGCUUGUGGUGGUAAAGAACGUGAUUUAUCUAUUUGGGAUGUAAAUGCACAUGGUUCCGAGACAUCCCCAUCUAUCACAAGCAUAUAUACGAGAAACACGAAGGAUCCACCAGGCGUGAUUUGGAGAGCAAAAAAUGUGAAGAAUGAUUUUUUGGACAUGAGAGUUCCUGUCUGGAUAACAGACUUGCAAUUUCUGAACGACGACGAUGUGUCAAAGUUGGUGACAGGAACACGUCAUCAUCAGAUUCGAUUAUAUGAUAUCAAAGCUGCGCGGAGACCGGUUUUGGACGUAACUACGGGUGAGCAUCCAGUGGUGGCUUUAGUCCGAGGGAAAAAUGCAAAUGAAGUAGUAUUUUCGGAUACGUUCGGAAAUGUUCAAUCAUUAGACAUUCGAGCCGGGAAAUUACUCGAGCGAUACAAAGGAUUUGCGGGAACUGCUCGUGGCUUGGCCGUAGAUCACCAAAGGUCUCUUUUGAUCACAGUUGGCCUUGAUCGUUUUUUACGAAUUCACAAAAUGGAUGGAACGCGUAACUUGUUGCAGAAAGUCUACUUGAAACACAAGCUAACUGACGUAUUAAUUGACACUGAUGAUGUUGAGCCUACAAAUACGGCGCCACAGGCCGAAGCUGAUGACGAACUCUGGAAGACGUUAGAGACUAAGCCAAAGGUUACGCAAGAUCAAUUUAACAUGCUCAUUCCACCUUUUCGUUAUGCCAUUGUCGAGGAUGAAGUGUAUCGUGGUGCAUAUCCCAAAAGCAGAAACCUACGAUUCUUAAAACGACUCCACUUAAAAACAAUACUUUCAUUAUGUCCUAAUCUACCAGCCGGCGAUCUUGCUGAUUUCUGCAAGGAAUAUAACAUAAAAAAUAUAACGCUUCAGGUCAAUAAAGUGAAAGACAACGUUCCUUUGAGCUAUAGUAAGGCGGUUCAAGCAAUUCAGAUAAUAAUAGAUCCGGAAAAUCAACCAAUAUAUGUACAUUGCUUGGAUGGUGCAAAUGUUACCGGUUUAGUUAUCGCAUGUCUAAGAAAACUGCAAAUGUGGAGCGUUCCUUCGGCUAUGGGUGAAUUUUUAAGAUUCCUUCGCGGAGGAGUAACCUCGUCCGAGGAAAAUGAAUUUGUCGAAAAAUUUUCAGCAGAAAUAGAAAUCCCUUGCACUAUACCUAUUUGGCUGUGGAGCGGACGAGUAGACUUUGUCAAGCAUCCUACGUUGAAACUGAAAUUCUUGGACCCAGGGAUUGUCCAGACAACCACUAAAAAAGCAGCUGGCGGCAUCGGUGAAGGAGAUAGAGAUCUCUUGGGCAAUCUGUUAGAGCCUCCUGCAAACGUGACUACUGAAUAUAGGGAGGUUGAUGCCAUCGAAGAGGAAGAGCCAGAAGCUGUAUCGAUGACUUUACUGGCAUUAGCCUUGGAAGGAUUGAAAGACUGA